UCCUCUCCUUCCCGCGCAGGCCGCUGCCCGGAGCCCCAGCCUCGCCACCAUGAGACUCCCGCGGGCGUGCCUGCUGCUCUGCGCUCUGGUCGUGAGCAACUGCGAGGACAGCCGUGCAGACUCUGGAGCAUCAAGCUGUGGCUGUCUGAAUGGAGGAACAUGUGUGUCCUACAAGUACUUCUCCAACAUUCAUCGAUGCAACUGCCCAAAGAAAUUCCAGGGGGAACACUGUGAGAUAGAUACGUCGGCCACUUGCUACCAGGGAAAUGGUCAUUCUUACCGAGGGACGGCCAACACCGGCUUCACGGGCCGGCUUUGCCUGCCCUGGAACUCUGCCAAUGUCGUUCUGAAAACGUACCAUGCCCACAGACCUGAUGCCCUCCAGCUGGGCCUGGGGAAACACAAUUACUGCAGGAACCCAGACAACCAGAGAAAGCCCUGGUGCUAUGUGCAGGUUGGCCGAAAUCAGCAUAUCCAAGAGUGCAUGGUGAACGACUGCUCUGCAGGAAGAGAUCCUCCUGCAAACGCAGGGUUUCAGUGUGGUCAGAAGGCUCUGAGGCCCCGCUUUAAGAUUGUCGGGGGAAGAUUCACCAACACUGAGGACCAGCCUUGGUUUGCAGCCAUCUAUAGGAAGCACCGUGGAGGUUCUGUCACCUACGUAUGCGGUGGCAGCCUCAUCAGUCCUUGCUGGGUGGUCAGCGCCACACACUGCUUCAUUAAUAACCCAAAGAAGCAGGACUACAUUGUCUACCUGGGUCGGUCAAAGCUGAACGCCAACACCCGGGGCGAGAUGAAGUUCGAGGUGGAAAAGCUCAUCUUGCAUGAGGACUACAGCGCGGACACUCUUGCUCACCACAAUGAUAUAGCCUUGCUGAAGAUCAUUUCCAUCUCGGGCCAGUGCGCACAGCCAUCCCGGUCCAUACAGACCAUCUGCCUGCCCCCCAUGGAUGGGGAUGCUCGUUCCGGCACAAGCUGUGAGGUCGCUGGCUUCGGAAAAGAGAACACCUCUGACUACCUCUAUCCAGAUCAGCUGAAAAUGACUGUGGUGGAACUGGUUUCCCACCGGGAGUGUCAGCAGCCCCACUACUAUGGCUCUGAAGUCACCACCAAAAUGCUGUGUGCUGCUGACCCAGCGUGGACAACAGAUUCUUGCCAGGGAGACUCAGGGGGGCCCCUGGCCUGCCCCGUUCAAGACCGCAUGACUCUGACUGGGAUUGUGAGCUGGGGCCGCGAAUGUGCCAUGAAGGACAAGCCAGGUGUCUACACGAGGGUCUCACACUUCCUGUCCUGGAUCCGCACUAACACCGGGGAAGAGAAUGGCCUAGCCCCCUGAAUGGCCUAGCCCUCUGGGGGCCCCCAGGGAGCCAAGGGAGGAGAGGAGCAUCACCCACUCCCACGCUGACCGUCAUUUUUGCAGUAGCUCCAUCUGCACCAGCCACAUAUAAGGAAGAGACUGAGGAAGAUAGGCUCUGCAGAGAUGGUUUUGCUUGUGCUGCCCACCAGGGUGAGCAGCAAUGGCUUUAUCCGCAGAUUCAGGACUGGGUGCUGGAUGCCCAGAUCCCCUCUGGCCAGGAUGGAGGGGUGGUCCUGGUCCAGGAUGGUACUGACCAGUAGUUUGUCUUUUUCUGGAUUAAAGCCUUCUGGAGAUAAACAUGACAUCUUCUAUGCAUGGGAAGGAGAGGUAGCUCCCCCAACAGAGGGCAUUCAUGAGGCCUAUUAUUGGGAAAUGAAUCAUUUCCCAAUUAGGAAGUGUAACAGAACUGAGGUGUCUUGAGGGAGCUUGGUCAAUGUGGGAACAGUGGUUUGGGGAGCAGGGACAUUAAUAACUUGAGGGUAGGGCUCUGACAUUCCAUGAAUGUAUCAGGAAACAUUAUCUAUGCAUGUGUAUAUUUGCACACUUAUGUUCAGGCUGUGAGGAGUCAGAAUGAAGUAAGAGCUGGUGUUCCUGUGUCUAAUUGUAAGUCUAGAUAUUUCCCUAAACUGUAUGGACUGUGAUGCCACAUAGAAUGACCAGUCAGGAGAGGUCAUGGGUCACUCCUGGGGCCUCUUGGGUCUCCAAUGUGAUGCUGCCUAGGAAUGUAUCAUUCUGGGCAUGGCUCGUGACCAGCAUUACAAUUUCAGUUUCACUUUCACAUAAACGUCCCUUUCUUGGAGAGUUGUCCCUUCUGACCUAUCAGCCAAAUGCAUCCAAUCCUCACUGAGUGGGGUGAGGACCACUCCUGUACACUGAAUAUUUAAUAAUUAUAUUCUGCUAUUUUUAUUUAUAUCUAUUUUUAUAAUUUUGAAUAAAGAUGAUUAAUAAAA
Molecule: messenger RNA, 2304 nt
Organism: Myotis davidii
Lineage: Eukaryota; Metazoa; Chordata; Mammalia; Chiroptera; Vespertilionidae
Gene: PLAU
Product: plasminogen activator, urokinase
Exons: 10
Coding region: 50-1333 (427 amino acids)
Biological process (GO): regulation of cell adhesion mediated by integrin; fibrinolysis; plasminogen activation
Molecular function (GO): serine-type endopeptidase activity
Source: RefSeq, a predicted model, not a curated record